Amoebophrya sp. A120 is the source of this 3223-nucleotide messenger RNA. Lineage: Eukaryota; Dinophyceae; Syndiniales; Amoebophryaceae. The record is from the annotation of a GenBank genome assembly.
CCAAUAGGAGUGCAAAUUCGUGCACGAUUUUUUUUCUCUUUCCUGUGAAGACAUGCAGUGACGUGAAAACGACUGCAAUAGAUUUCUAGAGUAGGGCGCGAGCCAUUGAAGAUUUAUUUUCGAGGACGCAGGAACCCACGUGGUUUUGCUUCUAUCCACGCACUUUAUAGUCGAUACAGGAGCUUAAAACCGUUGACUCCGUAGAACAAACAUCAAAAUGAAGGACCGUCAGUGGAAGCUUUUGCCGAUGGCGAUGGCGUUUCUUGCCUUCGCGUACUACAAAGCGGUCCCGGAGGAGCUUCGCCACGGCAUUUACUAUUUCCUGACCACCUACCCGCACCCCCACCCGCUGGCCACGAACGGCGAGAACAGAUUUUACGGUUUGCUGUCGGGGGAAGAUUUGUACAAAGUCCCGCGAAAAAUGAUCGACAAGGAUGUUCUCUUCGUCGUGACCGGCGCCUCCUCCGGGAUCGGGUUCGCGCUGGCCGUGGAAUUGCUGGACCUGGGGUUGGAAAAGCAGCUAGUUUUCGCCGUGCGGAACACGAAGAAAAUGGAACAACUUUUGGCCGACCAGUACAACAAUAAAACUAGAGAAGCUCCUUCUUCUCUUGAUGCAGAUGAACAUCAAUAUCAAAGCGCUACAAGUACAACUAUCGACCUAAGCACUUCCACUUCUCGUGCUGGUGUUCCCAAGCCACACAUCUUACCCCUCGACCUGUCGUCCCUGAAAGCCGUGAUAUCAAAUGCAAAAAUGUCUGGGUCUGGAAGAUUCUGAGACUUGUGAUGCAUGUUUUGCAUGACCCAGGACGUCUAUAAUGCACGCCCUAGCAUCACAGAUUUUUAGAGGGCUUCCUGAUGCCUACUCCGCAUGACAAACGCCCUCCCCGCGUAGCACAAACUAGACUCCUCUUGCUGGUCAUGCAAUACAGAGUUUCUUAGAGUCCGAAGUUAGCAUGACAAGUUCCAACCUUCCAGACCCAGACAUUUUUGCAUUUGAUACGUGAAGGAAGCGGACGAAAAAAUCCGGGAACUGGCCAAGGAGUCCAAAAAAGCCGUUGUUUUAGUGAACAACGCGGGCAUCGUAUUACAAUGAAAAAUGCCCCCACCCCCAGCUUGGCAGUAUUGCAAACCUUUCCAACAGAAACAUUCCCCGUCUUGCAUAUCUCAGCAUCACAAAUUUUCCAUGCUGAAUAGAUCAAAUUUGUGUUGCGAAAUAGCCGAACAGCAGGCGGCUCUAUUAUGCACAAGGCACCUUGCGCACCCUGAUUCUGCAUCAGAAACGCUCGCAAUCCUUUUAUGCAAGACAAAAAGCUGUCAUUGGGAAACUUUGCAUGACAAACUUCUGCAAACUCCGGGGUGGGGGCAUUUUUCACUGCAAUACAUCGGGUGGAUGGAGAAGAAGGAAAUCACGAAAGAUAUCAAGGUGAAAAAAGCCCCCACCCCAUACUCAAAAGACAAUUUGUGUUGCUGGAUUUGUGUACACAAAUGAACUUUGUAUUGCAGCAAGAGCUUGUCGGCAUAUUCUAAGCCCAUUUGGGUACGCAUCCGGCUAGCAGCUGAGCAUGAGAAACAAGUCUGACAUAGACGAAGACGCAUGACAGACUCGCUAUACGAUGCGCCACAUGGAUGCCGUUUGCCUUGUGCGCAAGACAAAGCUGAUUUGUGGUGACAAAUCAGCAUCACAAAUUUUCUUUUCGAUAUGGGGAGGGCGGAUUUUUCCUUACGAUAAAAGACGGGUUUGAGCUCCAGUUUCAGACCAACCACUUGUCGCCUUUCCUGCUCACGAGACUGCUUUUGAAGGAGGAUGAAAAGAAAAACCAGAAGAAAGUUCUCCGACGCGUUAUCCACGUCAGCUCCUUGCUACACGCGUUUGGAAAGCUAUGGAAAGGUGAAAGUGUUACAGUUACACAUUGUGUUGCUGGAGGCCAAGCAAUACAAGCAAGCUCUGUCAUGCCGGAUAUGCAUGACAGCCUCGUUUCAUACGUGUUUUAUUCCCUUAUGAUCUCAGCGCUGCACAUGAUUUCUCUAUCAGACAGAGAAAAUUUGUGUUGGUGAAUUGACAACAAAUGUGUAACGGUGCCACUUUUUUUCUUGGAUAAAGGCUACCCGGCUUCAAAUCGAAAAAGAAAUCCGCCCUCGCCACAGCACUGGAGGACGGGCUGUCGGGUAAAAUGGUGAAAAACAAGAAGAACAGCACGGAUAGUACGCAGGAACAGCAAAUUCUUGCGAAAAAGAAGCCAACCAACAAGACCGCAAGUACUUCUCUGAACAUAACCAAACUUGGUCUCGAUUUCCACUGGAACACCUACAGUAACACAAAGUUGAUGAACAAUCUCUUCAGCAACUCCCUGGUUCGCAAGCUCGACGUCCACAGCGUGUCCGUCCACCCCGGUAUGGUGUACACCGGGUCGCUUGCCGAGAACGCGAUCGGGAAUUUCUUCGGGAAGGUGGUGCAACCGCUUUCCAACUGGUUAUUCAUGGACGUGAUCUUCUCCGACAAGGGCAGAAACAACGUCAAAGCGAGCUACUACAACACCGCUGGGGUUUUCCAGCACUAUUCACUGCGGUUUAUCGGGAUGAUCACGGCGAAGGAAGCGGCAGUGAACCAGAUCCUGUACGCGAUGUUCGAGCUCAGGCCGAUCAUCGGCGAGCACUAUGCAAAGAAAAAAGUGUUACAGUUACAUCUUGUAUUGCAGAACGCGCAAGCGUGAUUACCUUUCGCAUGCCGGAAAGGCAUGUGAUCCUCGUUUCAUACUCGUUUUCCCCUAUGAUCUCGGCAUUGCAAAUUUCCUCUCUCAUGCAGAUAAAAUUUGUGUUGCUGAAUUGCCAACAAAUGUGUAACUGUAGCACUUUUUUCGUUGGAUAAGCACUACGUGGGAGACAGUAAGUUGGCGACGCAGAGCAGGCUGGCGCAGGACGAGGAAAUGAUGGAUUAUUUGUGGGAAAGCAGUGAAAAAAUGCUGGAGAGAUGGUUGUGAAGAGUUGAAUGAUAAGUUUUUAGUAUUACAUCUACAUGCGGCCUUCAUCCACUCUUUCUCUUAAACUAAAACCUAAGUAUUUAUUAAGUGACUUGAGUUGCGAGUGGAAAGAAAACUACAAACUUUCGCAUCAAAAAUAGCCGAACAGUUUCUCUCCAAAGUCUAUUGCGCAAAAGCAAUGUGCAACGUUGUUCUUUACUGCGGAUAUUAUCUCCGAGCAAGUUAAGAGUAUCUAUCGACCUCGA